CCUGAAACAAUAUGAUUUGGCUGAAAUAUAAGUGCUGGAUGAAGCAUGAUGGAAAGCACAAAAGUUCCUUUCUUUCAUAGAUUUUGCAAUUGAUCUUUGAUGUUGUGGAGCAUCCUAAUUCAAAAGAACUACAAUUAUUAUUCACAAGAAGAAAAUAAAAAAGAAAAGGAACUGUUCUGGCUCUUGUAAUUUUAUUUUAGACUGACUUGUCCAUGCAGUUGGCAACCUUACUGAUUCUUUUCCACAUUCUCUCUCUCCCCUCCCCCCCAAAUUUUUUCCUCGGAGCUCCUUAGCAGGUGCCAACUCUGACUGCCACGAGAGGAAGUGUAGGUUGAAGCACUGCCUGGACACAGUUUAAGUGCAAUCAAGGGUUAAGGAAAGCAUAUAAGAUGGAAGAGAUGGGAAAGUCUGGCAAUGAUAGGGCUGACUCUGGUAUCACUGCCAAAGACCAAGAAGGAACAAGUAUGGAAAAAAAUGAUUGCGUUCAACAAUCAGUUAACAUGGAACAACAACCUCAAGAAAACCAACUAAAUCCAAUUUCAAGCUCUAGGGAUUCCUCAGUCCAAUCUCACUGCCUAGUCUGCUCAGGCAAACAAAGCUGCCAAAUAGUCCGUUCAAGAACUAAACAAAUGAACAAUUUGAUAGAAAGAGGGAAAGCUCAUGAAGUCCAGUCCAUUUUUGACAGUUUAAUGGAGGGGGGACACCGACCAUCCCUAAUAACAUAUACAACUCUAUUAGCUGCCUUGACUGUCCAGAAGCGCUUCAUGUCCAUUCCGUCACUUAUCUCUCAGGUGGAAGAGAGGGGAAUGAAGCCUGACUCAAUUUUCUUCAAUGCUAUUAUCAAUGCUUUCUCCGAGUCUGGAAAUUUUGAGGAAGCCAUGAAAACCUUCUGGAGGUUGAAGGAAAGUGGAUCUAAACCCACAACCAGUACCUUCAAUACCUUAAUCAAAGGGUAUGGUAUUGCUGGUAAGCCGGAAGAAUCCCUUAAACUACUAGAGCUAAUGUCCAAGGAGGAAAAUGUGAAACCCAAUCACAGGACGUAUAACAUCCUAGCCAGAGCUUGGUGUAACAAGAAGAACAUUACGGAAGCCUGGAAUGUGGUUUAUAAGAUGGUAGCAUCUGGUUUGCAGCCUGAUGUUGUUACAUUCAACACACUAGCAAGAGCUUAUGCACAGAAUGGGGAGACAAGUAUGGCUGAAGGGAUGAUCUUAGAGAUGCAGAACAACAAUGUGCAGCCCAAUGAGCGUACAUGUGGCAUCAUCAUAAGUGGGUAUUGUAAGCAGGGUGAUAUGGAGGAUGCCUUGAGAUUUGUGUACAGGAUGAAGAAUCUCCAGGUGCAUCCCAAUCUGGUUGUUUUCAACACUCUGAUAAAAGGUUUUCUAGAUAUUACAGACAAGGAUGGGGUUGAUGAGGUCCUGACAUUAAUGGAAGAAUUUGGCGUCAAACCAGAUGUGAUAACAUUCAGCACCAUCAUGAAUGCAUGGAGUACAGCUGGACUCAUGGACAGAUGCAGAAAGAUCUUUGAUGACAUGGUGGAGGCUGGUAUAGAACCUGACAUCCAUGCAUAUAGUAUUCUUGCAAAAGGUCAUGUGCGUGCACGUCAACCAGAAAAGGCUGAAGCACUUCUAACGACAAUGGUAGAUUUGGGUGUGCGUCCAAAUGUUGUGAUCUUCACUACCAUCAUUAGUGGAUGGUGCAGUGCAGCAAAAAUGGAAUAUGCAAUAAGAGUUUUUGAGAUGAUGUUGAAAUUUGGUGUCUCUCCCAAUGUGAAGACGUUUGACACCCUGAUAUGGGGAUUUGGAGAAGCAAAGCAGCCGUGGAAAGGAGAAGAAAUGCUUCAAACCAUGGAAGAUAUGAGGGUCCUGCCUGAGAAGAGCACAAUCCAGCUUGUAUUAGAGGCCUGGCGUGCUGUUGGUUUAGUGAGUGAGGCCAAUAGGUUCUUGGGUACGAUAGAUCGGGAAUUGAUUCUUCUCUCGGACACAAAGGACGAGAUACCAGCAGAGAGCCUGGAAAGGAUUUAUCAGAAACAAGAUCUGAUUGCUCCUUAUUCCAAUCAGUUGCAGGUACCAGGGGUAGUCAUUAGCGAUCAACAAGGGCCAGCAGCUGCUAACAAAAGAAGCCGGAUGGUGUUGAGAGACACAGAACUCUCAUCAGAGAGUCUCUGGCCUGCCACUAAAUCCAUGUUAUCUACUCAUACAUGUGGGUUUGGGGCAAAUUCACCAAUUAUAUGCCGGAAGCAAUCCCAAGUUCAGCUUGGAAUAUAUGGACAGCUUGUAAAUUCAUGUAGACAGGUGUUUUUGAAUUGAG
Molecule: messenger RNA, 2307 nt
Organism: Telopea speciosissima
Lineage: Eukaryota; Viridiplantae; Streptophyta; Magnoliopsida; Proteales; Proteaceae
Product: pentatricopeptide repeat-containing protein At5g25630
Exons: 3
Coding region: 390-2306 (638 amino acids)
Molecular function (GO): protein binding
Source: RefSeq, a predicted model, not a curated record